GAUUUGUUUCGAUGUGAUUUGCCUUUAAUUCCCCUUUUUUUCCCUUUUUUUUUCCGUAUGCGCGUCCGCUUACAAACGCGCGCCCCUUUCCCCCCCCACACACUCAGUAAUUAACCCCAUUGGGAAUAAUUAAAAAAUGCCAUAGAGCCUGCGCCGCGAAAAACGCGACAGUGCGCCAAGUGACAAUUGGGAAACUCGCCGAUCGUUACUUUGCGCAUAGGGGCGUAUGUGCUAACGUGUGACGAUAUGCCAAGGUGCCUACGUUCACGGUGCAUACGCUUACAGUGCAUACGCUUACAGUGCAUAAGCCUACAGUGCAUACGCUUACAGUGCAUAAGCCUACAGUGCAUACGCACGUCCCUUUUCUCGCAUCCCACUGUUGAUUUUGCCCACAGUGGCAUCUUAACAUCGUGUGCCCCUUCUUAAAAAGAGGACUGCUCAAAUUCGUGCAACUCUUUUGAAGCACUGUUGACCACGUCAGAAAAAUGUCUAGCGAAGAGUAUGACCACCUUUAUAAGAUAAUUUUAGUUGGAGACGCAACUGUGGGCAAAACUCACCUCCUGUCGAGGUACAUACGGGGCUCCUUGCCUAGCGUUGCAAAGGCGACAAUUGGCGUCGAAUUUGCCACCAGAACUAUUCCUUUGGCGGUAGGGGGGACCGUCAAGGCGCAGAUAUGGGACACCGCCGGGCAGGAACGGUACAGAAGCAUUACGAGUGCCCACUACAGAAGAAGCGCAGGAGCCAUACUGGUCUACGACGUGACGAAGAAAAAGACGUUCCUCAGCAUUUCCAAGUGGCUGGAGGAAAUUCGCCAAAAUGCCGACAAGGACAUUGUCAUUAUGUUGGUGGGGAAUAAGGUGGACCUGGUGGAGCACGACGAGAGCAAGCGGAAGGUGACGUACGAACAGGGAGCAAGCUUCGCCAGGGAAAACGACCUUUUCUUCGCAGAAGCCUCUGCAGUUUCCAAGUUGAACGUAAAACAUGUGUUUGAAAAUUUGCUACAAGAAAUAUAUAACAAUCGAAUGAAGAACAACAGCUGCAGCUUCAGCACGAGAAGUAGUGCCACGUGCGAAAGUGCUAUACAGCUAACCAAGGCGAAAAGUAUAAUCAAAUUAAAUGAUUUAAAUGAAAAUGAGAGUGAAGAUGAGCGUAGAACUCGGGCCACGUGCUGCUAA
Plasmodium vivax (malaria parasite P. vivax) is the source of this 1175-nucleotide messenger RNA. Its product is annotated as small GTPase rab11b, putative. Gene Ontology annotation, cellular component: endosome. The transcript is spliced from 6 exons. The coding region runs from base 486 to 1175 and encodes 229 amino acids. Gene Ontology annotation, molecular function: GTPase activity; GTP binding. NCBI's taxonomy places the organism in Eukaryota, Apicomplexa, Aconoidasida, Haemosporida, Plasmodiidae. The record is from RefSeq and is a predicted model, not a curated record.